Messenger RNA from Rhopalosiphum maidis (corn leaf aphid), 1359 nucleotides. RefSeq lists its product as uncharacterized. The record is from RefSeq and is a predicted model, not a curated record. Bases 182 to 1342 code for a protein of 386 amino acids. NCBI's taxonomy places the organism in Eukaryota, Metazoa, Arthropoda, Insecta, Hemiptera, Aphididae. The transcript has 4 exons.
AACGCGGUUAGCCGCGAUAGUGUACAGAGUGAGCGAUACCUACAGCUGCAGAUUUACCGGGAUACGGCGAUAAUAUAAUAUUAUUUUUGGUGUUAUUUUGAAAAGUCGGCGAAUCCGUUCGGCGUGGCGUGCGACAAUAAGCAUUUUCGUUUCGAUCAGUGUAUAACUAUUGUAGUUGAUAAUGACAAAAGUUUCAACGGCAUCUAAUAAAUCGUUACAUCUAACCGGGAUCGGAUUGGCAGUCCAGGCGUUUUAUAUAAAUUUAACACUGGACACUGUGAUGGGUGGUGAUUUUAUUCAGUUAAAGCCUGCAGGACCACCCAUCAUAAAUCCGGCGGGAGUCUGGAGCGUGGACCAAGUACCCCAGGGAUAUGCUACAGCUGGCAGUAAUUUGGCGUUAAACGGAUUGCAAGCGUUACAGGCGUUCGGUGGAAACAAAAUCGAUGCCAACGGAUAUCGAGACCAGAAUGGGUUCUACCGAGACAAUAACGGUGCACUGAACGGAUAUGACGUCGGCAAUACGUACGGCGGUGUCAACGACCGUGGCGUUACAAGUGUCGAAGGCGGAGCGUAUGGCGGGAUAAACGGACGGAACAAGGGACAUCAAGUCGCCGGAUUCAGCACUUCGUAUCAAAAAAACGAGAGCGGCAAUAAAGCUACGUAUUAUGACGACGGUCUUGGACACGGCGGAGUGAUUCAGUAUGGUGCAAAAGACCAGAGGUUCAGAGACGGCGAAGGCAAGGCGUUCGGUGGGGGCUACCACGAUUCGUCGGUGAAGACGAACGCGGUCGGCCAACAAGGCCAGUACGGCAACGGCAACGGUUACCACACCGCCGGCGGCCAGGCCGGCGACGCCGUCAACAAUCAGCUGUACGGCACGCGGUCCGACAGCGGCCCGGGCAUCGUGGCCGGCACGCCGUUUUUGGUGUCCACCGCCGACCCGCUACCGCCGGUCGUCCACCUGCCGCCGCAGUACGUGCAACAAGCCCCGCAGUACGUGCCCGCGGCCCCGCAGUACGUGCCGCAGGCCACUUACGCGCCCCAGGCCGGCUCGCAGUACGUCCCGCAGUCCCCGUACAUCCCGCAGGCUCCGCUCGUGGGCCAGGCCCCGUUCGCGGCCCAGGUCCCGUUCGCGGCCCAGGCCCCCGUUUUGUACCAGAACAACAUACCGCAAUUGCCGCCGGUCAUACAGCAGCAGCCGCCGGGAUCGAUACUGCCGCCGUACAACGUGCAAUUGCCCGCCCUCACGCUGUCGGCCCGCUCGCCGUCCGGCCAAUACGUCGUGCCCAUGCCGCCCAAACUGUACGUGGACAAGCCCAACGCCACCAAAACGGACGGUUGACCACUACGAACCGUUAU